AUGGCUCCGCUUGUCAGGUUGGCGAGGGCUACAGCCGGCUUUGGGCAGGCAGAGAUGCCACCUUUUCCCUGGCCACCUUGUCGCUCAAGCCAGAGGAUGCAAACUGCUUGGACUUUACCCUGGAUCAGUUCACCCCUGAACAGAUCAAGGCGCUCGCCGGCUGGUACAAGCACUUUACUGCGCGGUCCAGUGGUCGGGCGGCUCAAAGAGUACGAUGGCUGGGACUUCUCGGAGAUUGAGAAGGAGGCAUGGAGGGACCAUCCUUCUUCGCGAGGCGGAAAUCAGAAACUCUUCGGUUUGGAGGAGAAGAAGGAGGAGCCGAAGCAGAGCAGCGAGCCGGUGAUGUUCCGGAAAGGCGACAAGGUGAAGCUGCUAGAUUUGGAGGACGAAGCGCUGAACGGCAAGACUGGCAAACUGCUGUCCUUGGUGGUGGGGACUGGAAAGUUUGCCAUUGAGUUGGAUGACAGCGAUGGGGCCGACAACAACACCGUGUAUGUCAAGCCCAAGAACAUAAAGUGUAGAUGCUGUGCAGCUUGCAGCUUGUCGCUGCGUGGGUCGAUGAGAGCAAAUUUGAUCAUUUUCCUUUGCUCUCACCGUCUCACCGGGUACGCACCUAGUGGCAGCUGA
This is a messenger RNA of Effrenium voratum, 627 nucleotides long. The record is from the annotation of a GenBank genome assembly. Lineage: Eukaryota; Dinophyceae; Suessiales; Symbiodiniaceae.